This is a messenger RNA of Peniophora sp. CBMAI 1063, 1737 nucleotides long. The record is from the annotation of a GenBank genome assembly. NCBI's taxonomy places the organism in Eukaryota, Fungi, Basidiomycota, Agaricomycetes, Russulales, Peniophoraceae.
AUGCAGCGCCGGACGGUGAUCAAGGUCCCCUCGUCUCCACUACUUGCACCGCCCACACCAGGCAUCCCGGCCUCCCAGAUCGCGCCAGGGCUGGACAAGCCCGUCUCACGGCUAUCAGCGCGUACAUUCGGCCUGCCAAAUCGAAUAUGGCUCAUCGUUGGCCUCUUCGGUAGCCUCAUACUCUUCACGAGGCUAGUUCUCCCAGCACACACCUCCGAUGCAUCAUACUACUUGCGGUCACAUUCAUCCGCAUACACAUCCUCCCUCAAACCUCACAACUAUCUCAACGCCUCAGGAGCUCAUGGAGAAAAUCCGUUCGCGUUCUGCCCGACAUUCGGGGAGGGAGAUGAGCUCAGCGCGCGAUAUGGCGCAUUGACUAUCAGCCAGAGCUGGUUGCAUCUGGGCAGCGGCGCGCGCAUCCAGAAAGUGUUGCACAAAGCGAUGUUGGGGCAACCUGUAACAAUAUCUGUCUUGGGCGGUUCUGUGUCUGCAUGUCACGGCGCAGGGGACGACCCAAUUGCGGCAGGAUGCUACCCACACCGGUUCUUUGACUGGUGGAACACCGUAUUUCCACAUCCGGCGAGCGAACUCACGAAUGGAGCACUACGAAAGACGAACUCAGAGUACUUUGCCUUCUGUGCCGGCCAUCACCUACCUGACUAUACCGACCUUGUGAUAAUCGAGCUCGACACGGACGACAAAGCAGACAAGCAGACCAUUGAUCACUUCGAGCUUCUCGUGCGCUCUAUCCUCUUACGGCCAGAUUCGCCCGCCAUCCUUCUUCUCGGCCAUUUCUCUCCGCAAAUCCAGGAACAGAAUGGCUUCGCUGGUCCCGAUACCUGGCAUACCGUCGUCGCUCAAUACUACGACAUUCCGCAUGUCUCGACGAAAUCCGCACUCUAUGCACCAUACGUCACCAGCCCGAGCGCGAUAUCUCAAUAUUACGCGGAUCCUAUCCUCGCGAGUACGAAUGGCCACUCUGUCCUCUCGGAUGUUCUCGUCGGGUACAUUCAGAGCCAGGUGUGCACCGCUUGGGCGGCAGUCUCGGGCGGAGGUGCCCAGUUGCCGGUGUAUUACGCACUGGGUGGAGGACCGGAGCAAGAAAAGCAGCCGACUGAUGCACGCAAACUCUUCGGCGGUGCCGGGGUGCGAGGGCCAGAAGAGGACGAGGAGAACCGCGCACCAACGGCACAGGCGCCCUCGGCGCUCGCAGCCCACUUCCGUGUACCUAGCGCCCGCUUGAGCGCACGACCUGCCGACCUCAGCGAACGCGCAUACGAAGAGAUUGCGCCGCACUGCGCCAGCGCGAAUGAUCUUGUCAAUCCGUUGCCGCCCAGCUUGUUCGCCGGUAGCGGAUGGAGCGCCCAUCACCCCUCCGGCGCGGCAGCACGUGGUGCAGCAGAUAGUGCAAGCCAUUAUUGGUUUGCUUCAAUGCCGCAGAGUAGAUUGCGUGUACCAUUACACAUGGGUGCUGGCGAUGUUGGGAUCUACUAUGUACGCGAACCUGCAGCCGUGCUGGGCGCGGAAGGCGGGAGCAGGGUAGCAUGCUGGGUCGACGACAACGUCCAAGGGCGCGUCACAUUCUCAAACAUUGGUUCAGCACUUGAGCCCGAGCCUGCAUUGCAAAUGAUCGACCACUGGGUGGCACGUGGCCCACACUACGUGGAGUGUGAGCUCCUCGGAGAGGAGGGUCAGACGGUCCCGCCCUUCAAAAUCAUUGGCGUCUUCGCGACGUAA